Messenger RNA from Trachymyrmex cornetzi, 1462 nucleotides. Its product is annotated as ribosomal RNA-processing protein 8. The transcript is spliced from 4 exons. Gene Ontology annotation, molecular function: methyltransferase activity. The coding region runs from base 86 to 1462 and encodes 458 amino acids. Gene Ontology annotation, cellular component: rDNA heterochromatin; nucleolus; chromatin silencing complex. The record is from RefSeq and is a predicted model, not a curated record. NCBI's taxonomy places the organism in Eukaryota, Metazoa, Arthropoda, Insecta, Hymenoptera, Formicidae. Gene Ontology annotation, biological process: cellular response to glucose starvation; regulation of transcription by glucose; rDNA heterochromatin formation.
AGUUUGGAACGAGUUUUGAAUGAUCAUUAACGACCGUUUCGUGGAUUGGUUUACGUGAUUAGGAUAUUUUUGAUUUGAUAAGACAAUGAUGAAAUUAAAAAGAACUGCACAGGAUCAAGAAGCUGCUAUAAAAAAUACUAGCACAUACGUCAUUAAGAAACACAGAAAAAAAAAUGAUAAAGAAUUAUUAAAUAGCAUACAUGAUUCAAAGAAACCAAGUAAAUCUAAUGAAAUAGAUAAGAAUAUACUUACAAGCAAGCAAAAGAACAAAAAGAAGAAAAAGCAUUCUGCGACUAAAUCUAAUGUAAAAGAUACAAAAGAAUCAGAUGCUUUAAUAAAGAUUAAUACAGAUAGUAAAAUGGAACAUAAAAUAAAAAAUAAAUGUGGUGUGAACGAUAUGAAGAAAUCAGAUAUUCUAAUGACAUAUUCGAAGGAUGAUGAAAAAACAUCAGAGGUAUUUCAAGAACUAUCAAUUAACAUAAAUAAUAAAUCAGAAAACAAGAAAAAAAAUAACCGAAAGCUGGAGCUAAAUCUUGAAUACGCAAAUAAGACUGCUGUAAGAGUCGAUGAUGUAAAAGAAAAAAACAAGAAACUAGAAAGGCGUGUAAAAGGAUCAAUUAAUUUUGAGCAUAAAAUGACAAAAAUUGAGAAACUUAAAAAGAUAACUGGAAAAAAAAUGAAACGAAUGUCAGCUAAAGUAGAAGCGCAACAUAUAAAAAAUAAAGACGAAUUGUUAAAGCUGAACAAACAUAUGAGAAAAAUUAAACAAUUGGAAGAAAUGCUUGCUAGAAAGUCGGAAAUAAUGCAAACUUUGAAAGAUAGAGUGACAACACAGUUAAAAGCAACUAGAUUCAAAGUUAUAAAUGAGAUAUUAUGCAAUAAUAACAGUUCGCAAUCUAAGCAUUACUUUAAACAGAAUCCUGAUGCCUUUAAGGCUUAUCAGAUAGGAUAUAAAUGGCAACUUGAACAAUGGACAACGAAUCCAUUGGAUGUUAUAAUAUCAUCAAUUAUAGAACUGCCAAUGGACAACAUAAUCGCUGAUUUUGGAUGUGGUGAAGCACAACUCGCUGCUUCUGUUCCUCAUGUGGUACAUUCGUUUGAUUUCAUUGCUCUGAAUGAUAGAGUGAAAGCUUGUGAUAUGGCUUCUACUUCAUUACAAACAAACAGCAUCCAUGUUGUCGUAUUUUGUCUCUCUUUAAUAGGAUCUAAUCUUAACGACUAUAUAAUAGAAGCCAAUAGGAUUCUGAAAGACAAUGGUAUCUUGAAAAUAGUCGAAAUGGAAAACAGAUUUGAGGAUGUGAAAGAUUUUAUAAGACUGUUACGUAAUUAUGGUUUUAAAAAUACGAGGAAAAACUUGUUUGACUUGUUUUAUUUUAUGGAUUUCAAGAAAGCUAAAGCUAUAAGCACGAAAAAAACUCUUCCUCCAAUUACGCUGAAAUCAUGUUCAUAUAAAAAAAGAUAA